AUUACAUGCAACGUUUAAAGAGUGACUAAGUGGUAGUCUCCGUGACAGCUUUACACACACGACUCCAAAGACGAACCAGAAAGGUUGGAGAAAUGGCUUCAGAUAACAUGGAGGUUGCUGCUCUGGGUCGACCUUUCACCCUAGGAAUGCUCUAUGAUGCUCGGAAAGAUCAGCUGAUUCCAGGUUUGACUUUGUGGGAUGAUAAAACUCUAAAAGAGAACACAGUUGAAAUCUCUCAGCAAAGCAGUGCAUUUCAAAUUUCUGCAUCUGACUCCAUUGGAUCCAAGUCCUUUCUGCUGGAUGUUGAUGCUUCUCUGAAGGCCAGUUUCCUGAGUGGACUGAUUGAAGUUGGAGGAUCUGCCAAGUAUCUCAAUGAUACGAAGAAAUUUAAGAAUCAGAGCAGAGUGACGUGUCAGUACAAAGCUACCACACACUUCAAGCAAUGGACAAUGACUCAGCUUUUAACCACGAGUACCCAACAGACAGAUGUUAUUAAGAAGAGCUCUGCAACACAUGUAGUCACAGGCAUCCUUUAUGGAGCAAACGCUUUCUUUGUGUUUGACAGUGAGAAGUUAGACGCCAGCAGCGUUCAGAACAUCCAGGGCAAAAUGGAAGCUGUGAUAAAGAAGAUUCCCUCAUUUAAUAUUGAGGGGAAAGUUGACAUCAAGCUGAAUGAAAAAGACAAAGCUCUGACUGAGAAAUUCUCCUGCAAAUUCUACGGAGACUUCAUUCUCGAAAGCAACCCUGCAACAUUUGUAGAUGCAGUGAAGACCUACAUACAACUUCCAAAGCUGCUGGGAGAAAGUGGAGAGAACUGUGUUCCACUGAAGGUCUGGCUGAUGCCACUGAAGAAUUUGGAUUCCAGAGCUCCUGUGCUGGUGAGAGAGAUCAGUGUUGGACUAGUGAGAAAGGCUGAAGAUCCUCUGGAGGACCUGAAUCAUCUGGAAAAAUUAUGCAACGAUUUGCUGGAUGACAAAGUGGUUCAAGAUUUUCCUCAAAUCAAUGAAAAGUUGAGAAGUUUCCAAAAACUGUGUCAUUAUUAUGCAUCUGACCUCAGACAGACCAUGGAGAAGAAAAUUCCCUCCAUCCGUGAUGGUAAAGAAGGCGAGAGCUUAUUAGGAAAAGUCUUUGAAGACAGAGACAAGUCACCGUUCAGCCAUGACAAACUAACCACGUGGAUGGACCAUAAAGAGAGAGAAAUCAACAUCAUCAGGUCCUGUGUAGAAAAGAUGGAGGGAACACAGAUUGUCCACAAUCAGUCAGAGCUGGACAGAGAGGUUCUUGCUGCAGAUGUGGAGGAUGCUCUGUGCUUUGUUUUCACCUCCCUGCAGAGUGCUGACCCCUGCCUUGAUGUGAUGACCAAAUACUUGGAUUCACUAAAGUUAGGAAGUACCAAUGAAGAGCUGUGGUACUACUCAGAUGAAGUUUUAAUCAGAAUGAGAGAAAAAGCCAAAGCUUUCCAGGAUCUUGCCAAAGCACUGCAGAACAACAACCGAUUUUGUUUCCUCAUAGCAGCCAUUGCAAAUAAGAAAUACACAGGAGCAACCAUCUACCAUUACAAGGAGGGCAUUCUGGUCACUGAUGACUUUUCAAAGCCUGACCCCCCUCCUGUGGAGACUAUCACAGACAGAAGAGAUCUGCUGUGGUACUCCUGUGAUCUCACUCUGGACCCAGACACAGCAAACAAACACCUCACUCUGUCUGAAGGGAACAAGAAGGCAACAAAUGGAGCAAAGCAGUCAUAUCCUGACCUCCCGCAGAGAUUUGAUUAUUUCCAUCAGGUUCUGUGCAGAGAGGGGCUGACUGGGCGCUGCUACUGGGAGGUAGAGUGGUAUGCUUCUUCCUCUGAUGGAGAUGUUGCUGUAGCAGUUACCUACAAAGACCUGCCGAGGAACGGAGAAGAUCACAGGUGCGCGUUUGGAUACAAUAGCUUGUCCUGGAGUUUAGGCCAGAGCUGGUCUCCACCAAAUGCUGUUCUCACUGCAUGGCAUGAUGCUCGGUCCUGCAAUCCUCCUUUUCCUACUUCUGGCUGCACCAGACUGGGAGUGUAUCUGGACUGGCCUGCUGGCACUCUGUCCUACUAUAAUGUCUCAGCUGACACACUGAGUCACCUUCACACCUUCCGCAACAAAUUCACUGAGCCAGUUUACCCAGGCUUCUAUAUUAAGAAUGUAUUCAGCAACAUGUUUCUGUGUCUGUAAUCUGAACCCCAUGAUUCGCUUCAAGUUCAGUUCAGUUUGAUCACAAAUUAAUUAUUUCACGUGAUUAUUUCACCAUCAUGAUAGUAACAUAACAAUUUAAUAUAAUGCGUUCUCUUUUUGACAACGCAAAAUAUCUAAACACAAAAUACAACUUAUAUCAAAUUGAACUAAAUACAGCUCUCCCAAUGAUCCACAUUAUCAUCAUUAUCAUUAUUGUUAUUAUUGUUGUUUAUUACUGUGACUCACAAAUCUUUGCUUAUUCAAUUCACUUUGAACAUUUUAAAGAUUCGUAGUCACAGACUGUAGUUUGUACACAUCUUUCCUCAUCUAUGCUAAUAUGCAACAGGGAAACACAAAGCCAUGUUUCCAUGAAAGCUUCUUUGUGAUUUAUAUAAUUAGUAAAGCUGCAUGAAAGCGACAGAAUUGAACAAAACUUUCACAAUAUCCCUGAAAUAGAUUUUGCACUCUCUUGAGUUUUUUCCCCCCAUCUGCCUUGACCGGUUGGGGGGAAGGAGAGAGAGAGAGAGAGAGAGACUUUCCUUUAUAUUGUAUUUUUUAUUUUACUUAUUUUACUUUUUUGUCUACGCUGUGGUUGUACCUUCCUGUAUGCUAAUUAACAUAAAAUAUGAUAUACCACUACAAUUUUAUAUAUUUGCACACAGUUACUCAGCUCAUUAAAAAUAAACUGACACAUCA
Micropterus dolomieu (smallmouth bass) is the source of this 2897-nucleotide messenger RNA. Its product is annotated as stonustoxin subunit beta-like. The coding region runs from base 93 to 2201 and encodes 702 amino acids. Gene Ontology annotation, molecular function: protein binding. Lineage: Eukaryota; Metazoa; Chordata; Actinopteri; Centrarchiformes; Centrarchidae. The transcript has 4 exons. The record is from RefSeq and is a predicted model, not a curated record.